Messenger RNA from Ustilaginoidea virens, 714 nucleotides. RefSeq lists its product as uncharacterized. The coding region runs from base 1 to 714 and encodes 237 amino acids. The transcript has a single exon. Lineage: Eukaryota; Fungi; Ascomycota; Sordariomycetes; Hypocreales; Clavicipitaceae. The record is from RefSeq and is a predicted model, not a curated record. Gene Ontology annotation, biological process: mRNA splicing, via spliceosome. Gene Ontology annotation, cellular component: U4/U6 x U5 tri-snRNP complex; spliceosomal complex.
AUGACCGACUCUAAGAAGGGAAGCGCAUAUGGCGCCCCUGCAGGCGACACAGAUUUCCGGAAGACCUGGGACCUGGAUGACUACGCCGCCAAGGCCAAGGAGCGCGAAGCCAAGGAAAAGGAGGAAGCCAAGGCUCGGUAUGAGGCCAAGCUUGCUGGCAAGAAAUACCACAAGCCAUUGACGGGCGACGAAACAUAUACUACCGCCAGGAGGAGUGUUAUUGAUCUGACAGCACAGGUGGGAAAAACCCAACUCGUGCCUGCUGGCGCUGGUGUUGGCAAACGAGGUCGAAGCGCAGGUUUCUACUGCGAGCCUUGCGACCUUACGUUCAAGGAUAACAAACAAUUCAUCGAGCAUUUGAAUACUAUUCAACAUCUUCUCAAUACUGGACAAACCACCGAAGUUAAGCGCGCCACCGUGGAGGAGGUUCACGAGCGGAUUGCGUAUUAUAUUCGAAAGAAGGAGGAGUUGGAAAAAGAUAAGGCGACUAGUCUCCAAGAAAGACUACAACUAAGGGAGGAAGAACGGGAGAAGGAACUGGAGGAGAGGCGACAGAAGAGGAGGGACGAGGCAGAGAAGAAGCGUCAUGAAAGGGAAGAAGCUGCCAAGGUCAAGAAGGAGUAUGGUGACGAUGUGCGAAUCGAUGGUGAACAUGACGAGGAUGACAUGAUGGCUCAAAUGGGGUUCACCGGGUUUGGAACUUCCAAAAAGUAA